Molecule: messenger RNA, 2185 nt
Organism: Eucalyptus grandis
Lineage: Eukaryota; Viridiplantae; Streptophyta; Magnoliopsida; Myrtales; Myrtaceae
Product: anaphase-promoting complex subunit 8-like
Exons: 4
Coding region: 121-1854 (577 amino acids)
Biological process (GO): cell division
Cellular component (GO): anaphase-promoting complex
Molecular function (GO): protein binding
Source: RefSeq, a predicted model, not a curated record
CCGCUCCUAUUGCCACCGCUCCGUAGAAGCUUCGGCACCGCAAGAACCGGGACCUCAACUGCUUUCCCACACUGAAUGCGGUCGCGCAGGUCGUAGAUUCCGCGACUCGAGAGAGCUUCGAUGGGUUCGAAGGAAAUCUGCCGGAACGAGCUCCGGAUUGCAGUCCGCCAGCUCAGCGAUCGCUGCCUCUACUCUGCUUCCAAAUGGGCAGCGGAACAACUAGUGGGAAUCGAGCUAGACCCUGUAAAGUUCACACCUUCAAACACCAGAUUCCAGCGUGGGAGCUCCAGUAUCCGCAGGAGAUUCCGCACCAAUGAGAUCAUGUCGACGCCAAUUGCUGGGGUGUCGUAUGUGAGUACUCCGGUCAUGGAGGAAGAUGACAUAGUUGAUGGUGACUUUUAUCUUCUGGCCAAGUCUUACUUUGACUGCCGUGAGUAUCGGAGGGCUGCUCAUGUGCUUCGGGAUCAGUAUGGGAAGAAAGCUGUCUUCCUACGAUGUUAUGCUCUUUAUCUGGCUGGAGAAAACCGGAAAGAGGAAGAGAAUAUAGAACUUGAAGGGCCCUUAGGUAAGAGUGAUGCUGUUAACAAGGAAUUGGUUUCUCUGGAGAGGGAGUUGUCAAUGCUACGUAAGAAUGGGUCCAUUGAUCCCUUUGGGUUGUACUUGUAUGGUCUUGUUCUUAAAGAGAAAGGCAGUGAACACCUUGCACGUAACCUUCUUGUGGAAUCUGUGAAUAGCUAUCCUUGGAACUGGAGUGCAUGGUCAGAGUUACAAUCCUUGUGCACUACAAUCGACAUAUUACAUAGUCUACCUCUCAAUAAUCAUUGGAUGAAGGAUUUCUUUCUUGCUGGUGCAUAUCAAGAACUCAGAAUGCACAACGAGUCCUUAGCAAAAUAUGAGUAUCUGCAAGGCACCUUCAGCUUCAGUAAUUACAUACAGGCACAAAUUGCAAAAGCGCAGUACAGUCUAAGGGAAUUUGAACAAGUAGAAGUGAUAUUUGAAGAACUCCUGAGAAAUGAUCCUUACCGAGUGGAGGACAUGGAUAUGUAUUCCAAUGUACUCUAUGCUAAGGAAUGCUUUUCUGCCUUGAGUUAUCUUGCCCACAGGGUAUUCAUGACUGAUAAGUACAGGCCAGAAUCUUGUUGUAUAAUUGGAAAUUAUUAUAGCUUGAAAGGCCAACAUGAGAAGUCAGUUAUGUAUUUUAGGAGGGCCCUUAAAUUGAAUAAGAAUUGUUUAUCUGCUUGGACUCUUAUGGGUCAUGAAUAUGUUGAGAUGAAAAACACUCCAGCAGCUGUUGAUGCCUAUCGGCGAGCUGUAGAUAUAAAUCCAUGUGAUUACCGAGCCUGGUAUGGUUUAGGACAGGCCUAUGAGAUGAUGGGGAUGCCUUUCUACGCUCUUCAUUAUUUCAGAAAAUCUGUAUUCUUGCAGCCAAGUGAUUCUCGCUUAUGGAUUGCUAUGGCUCAGUGUUAUGAAACUGAACAGCUUCACAUGCUAGAAGAGUCAAUCAAGUGUUACAGGAGGGCAGCGAAUUGUAAUGACAGGGAAGCAAUUGCUCUUCACAAGCUAGCAAAGUUGCAUUGUGAACUUGGGCGUUUAGAAGAAGCUGCUUUUUACUACAAAAAGGAUCUGGAGCGGAUGGAAGCUGAAGAGAGGGACGGACCUAAUAUGGUUGAAGCUUUGCUUUUUCUUGCCACACAUGGCAAAGACCAAAAGAGAUUUGAGGAGGCGGAGGUGUAUUGCACACGUCUUCUUGAUUAUACUGGCCCGGAGAAAGAGACUGCAAAGAGUCUACUACGAGGAAUGAGAAUGGCACAAUCUGGUUUUCCUUCAAUGAGUGCUGAGCAUUUUCCUCCAUAACAUUACUGAUAAAUGGAGCUGUGAAAUUUUCGAAGCAGGUGUGGCAUUGUGUUGAGGAUAUAAAAAAAAUACGGAUCUCCUCCCAAAAGAUGACAAAUCCUUAAGGCUGCGCAAGCUGCUUGCUGUAACUCUCUCUGCCAAUUGACUGCAUACUUUUGGAAUAGAGAAAGUGGCCAUUGGUUUCUUAGGUAUAUGGGAGAUUGGUCAAUUUUUGACAGUUUGUGUCAUAAUGUUUCAUUUAUGAGAAAUCAUCUAGAAAACUGGAGAUUUCAUAGUUGAUCAUUCUACUUGAAUGCAUGUCAGUCUCAUAAGAAGCUUCUGGUUGCACCUC